UUUCUCACGCUGUCUUCAGUUUUUCUCAGCAACGUGAACCGUGCGGACGCAAACUGUUUACGCUCCUUCCGAACACCGCCAAGUGAUGCAUUUUGCUCAGUUUCUGACCAAAUUGUGACCGUGCUCGAUACCGUCUCCCCAGCAGCGUGGUAGUGAAAGGUGAAAGGAAAACCCGGAUAGUAGUGCGUGAGGCGUGAAAAAUCAUUCCAUCACCACCGUGUGGAAGCGGCUGGCUCAACUGGCUCCCGUGUGCGUUGUGCUCGCUCUCUUGUGUGCGUGAAUGCUGCUCCGUGACAUCAUCAUCGUCAUCAUCAAACAUCAUCAUCUGGGAGCGUUUGCAUAGUUUGGUGAAUAGUAAGCGGGUGCCGAACACGCGUACCUAGUGACAGAGAGUUGUUAAAAUCUUUGUUUAAAAACGGAUUUGUGAAGUGUGUUUUAAUUUGAAAAGUUUAUAAAUUCAACAAAAAGUACGAACAUCAGUACCAGACACCGGAAAACACAAAUCAUCAUCUCCAAUUUCAGUCGUGAAGUGAAGAAAAGAAUUCAAUUUAAUACGAAGUUUGGCGAAGUUUAGUAAAACCGGAAGUUAGCUAGGACUCCUGGUCCGGAUACAGCAAACGGAGUGCAAUCAGUUGUGAUAUUAUUAUUUACUUAUUUAUUACUAAAAGAAAAUCAUCCUUUUCUCAGUGAUCGGUGAACAGAUCGAUAGCGGUGACCUGUGUGUGUGUGUGUGAGUGAUAAAAGCAAAGAAAAUCUAACUGUGGUAGAAAAAUAUUACACUUUCUAAACCACAGCAAAGUUUCGUGGUGUGCAGAGGUGAUAUUUUAGUAAAAGCGUAGGACCGGGAAAACAACCCAACCACAUUCCACAUCACCAUGGAGUUUCGCUUCAACAUGCAUCCGCUGUUCCGGUCGCGGAUUGUCCGGAUAAACAACUCGCUGCUGCCGACCGGCUUUACCGCACAGUCUCGUCGUGUUGCACUCGAUGCUACGGCACAGAUAUCGGAGAUCAUUAACACGGUCGGCUCGAUGUCGGCCCAGGCACAGGGUUUGUCCGUACCGGUAACGACCGCUCAGAAGCUGCGCAACUCGGACCAUCACAUCUACCUGAUGUUUGAGUCGGACGACAAAAAUGGUCUCGUCGUGGGCAUCCUGAAGGUGGGCCGCAAGUCACUGUACGUGUUCGACCCGUCCGGUGAGACGGUGAACGUGACGGCCCCGUGUGUGCUGGACUUUUACGUGCACGAAUCGCGCCAACGCGGCGGUCUCGGCCGUGAACUGUUCGAGCAUAUGUUACGCGAGGAAAACAUACAGCCGGACGAGCUGGCCAUCGAUCGGCCGUCGGAGAAGCUGCUCGGUUUCCUGCAGAAGCAUUACGGACUGUCAAAGAAGAUUCCACAGAUGAACAACUUUGUCGUGUACGAAGGCUUCUUUGCGAGCAAGGCACACAACUCUUCCGACAUCGAUGGCCGUCGCAUGCACAUUACCGCUAGUCCUAACACGAAUCUGUUCGGGCCAACGUUCACGACGACGGAGGAAAGACGUCGAUCGACCUCGCAGACCCGAACGAACGUUGCACCGAUGCCGAUCAUCGCCCAACCUCCUGUCGGUCGGUAUGCGGCCAAACGGCCAACCUGCAGCAUGGCACAGAUAAUUCACAACAGUCCGACAGCAGUGUCCACGGAACCGAACAGCACCGCUAACUCUAACGCUAAUGGGCACGCUAACGGUGGUCACGGGGAGGUUGACGACGACGACGAGCAUCAGCACCGGUACGAGACGGAUUCGAUCGAUGGUGGUGAGGAGCAGCGGUUGGCGGACGAGAUGCAACGCAUCGAACUGCACCCGGCGGUCGGAACCGGCGUCGGUACCGGUGAUGAUGCGCCGAACGCACCGCACCACACGCACGCGCUGGAAGUCAAGUUUGCCGACCAGCCGGAAACGCUACCGUACGAGGACAUGCCCGAGCCCGGCCCCGACCCGGACCCGUACGACUUUCAUCCGCACCAUCUUGAGCUGCAGCACGACGAUGCGGACGGUGGUGGAUCGCACCAUUCCUUAUCGCCUCAAUCUGUCAGCCAGCAGGCAACGCCGGAACAUCCGUCGGGUGGUGGCGGUGGCGAGUACGGGAUGCCGGGCGGUGGACGGAAGCCGGCCCGCUACACGAAGCAGCACACGGGCCUGAAGAAUAUAUCGUUCGGUGUUGGGGCGGCCGUGAUGCCGAGCGGCAAGAUGGAGUUCGAUCAGGAGGAAAACGAAGGCUUCGGGUCGGUGAAGAUUAAUCGGCCGAUCGGGAAGUCGGGAACGCGUGGCAGUCUGCACGAUGAUAAUGAGUCGGUUUACUCGAACGGAAGCCAGCAGGGUGCUGGUGGUGGUGGUGGACACUUUGAUCUGAAGUUUUACCACAACAAGCUGUGGUAAAGAAGGAACACCCGUGAGCGGUGGAAGUUACCAAAGAGACAACACGGAGUAGAGAUUGGCGUGAGGAACACUGGUUUGAAGUAGAAUUUAGGAACGAUCCUCAGAAAACCUAAAGAAGGAUGAAGUAGUUAGUGACGCGUACAAAAGCAGGGAAGCUUGUUGAAUGAUCUGAAUCUUGCCCCGCCGCUGCUUCUUGACAUUUUGUUACGUAGGGCUUCCUUAGGUGUUUGCCGAGUGUUGGCCGCGUUUGUUGAGUUUUUGUUGUGUUGGUUUUGACUUUCGUUGGAUCGGUUGAGGACUCCUGUUGUUAGCCUGUGGUCUGGUUUGUUUUGCCUACACCCGUUAGUUUGUGUAUGUGUGUGUGGUUGUUUCGCUUGUGUUUCGUGUGUUGUAACUUUCAUCACCGCCAUCCGCUUUCGUUGCAGCAAUGUGCAGCAGGACUUUCUGAAGGAUUACAUUUUACAUUGACAUGUGAGUCGUGCGUAAGCUCCCCUGCUAGAAGCGGGGCCUCUCCAACCUGAAUCUCAUAUACACACAGCACAUAAUAGGUCAUGAGAGAAUUACCAAUGAAAGAAAAGGAGAUCUGUUGUAGCUAACAGUAACAAAGAGGUAGAAGAAAGAAAAACGCGUUACCUGCCGAUCUUUGCCGACAUUAUCAACAUCAUCGUGGUACAACAAAUAGCAGCCGUUUUAGAACAGACUCAAAACAGUCCUCGUUAGCGUGUAAUAUCUCCAUCGCGGACUCUUUCGAAAAUGUACGUACUGCAGCAUUAUUUGCAGUAUUCGUGUUAGUGGUAGUAGAACUGUCCCCGGAUUUCCUCCAAUAUUGCGCAAAGUCCCGAUGUAGGUAGAGCGUGGUCAGAUUCAUAUAGAGACCCUCCCUUCCGCUUCAUUCCCGCUACGCAUACAUAUAUUUCUCUCCUAUUCGAUAUCUAUGAAUGGACGUUUUGAAAAAAUAAACCAAACAUCGGAAAGAAAUGUUUAGAACUACUGAAAA
This is a messenger RNA of Anopheles stephensi (Asian malaria mosquito), 3417 nucleotides long. Its product is annotated as alpha-tubulin N-acetyltransferase. The record is from RefSeq and is a predicted model, not a curated record. Gene Ontology annotation, cellular component: microtubule. Gene Ontology annotation, biological process: alpha-tubulin acetylation. The coding region runs from base 876 to 2420 and encodes 514 amino acids. Lineage: Eukaryota; Metazoa; Arthropoda; Insecta; Diptera; Culicidae. The transcript is spliced from 8 exons. Gene Ontology annotation, molecular function: tubulin N-acetyltransferase activity.